AUGGAUAACGCUACAGGUACUCCGCUGUUCAUUGCUAGCGAAGCUGUUUGCUACUACCCCAUAUCCACGAUCUACAACUCAUGUCCCCGAUAUCUAUUCUAUGCGCUACUCAUUGCAAGCUGCGUGACGAGAUGGACCGGCUGGCUUGCGGAUGUCUUUCUUGGCGCCGCUGCGACUUACGCUGGAACUGCCGCGAUUCAGACAUUCAUCAUGGUUUCCAGCUCCCAAAAGCCCCAGGACCCGGGACCUGUCACUAUCCCAUGGAUUCCAGCCAAUACAAGUCUUCUCAAAGAUUUUCCUUCAAUUGUCAGGGAGACGGAUAGUAUUCAAGUUUCCCCAGCUUCUCUUGAGCUGGACGCAGAUGCCGUCAUGGCCAUAGUCGUCACUGGCUACCUGGUUUUUCUACCACUGCAAUGUUGGUCCCGCGUCUUGACACACGACAGAGCGAGAAACCUGCUGUUCUAUGUCUGGAAUGCCCUCAUGUUGGCAGGUUCGAUUUGUGCCCUCGUCUACGCGGCACGGAUCCCCAAGCUGCCUAUCCAGUACAUGUUCUGUUAUCCCGAUUACCCCCCUUUCAGCGAUACUUCCAACGACGGUUGGCAAGCCUCGUGGAGAACCUCAAAUUGGAAUACCAGCGUGUGGGGUACCUUCUCUGAUCUAUCUCAAUGGAACCAAUUGGGAGACAUCUGCUUCAACCCUUGCUUCAACACCACUCAGAUUCUCCGACAAGCUACUUCUUUACACGCUGUUACCGCGACAGACACCACCACGGUGUCAACAUCUCGCGGCUUCUGGAACGCCGUUUUAUACUCGAAGAGGUACAUCUACAGUCUGAUCAUUUUGUGUCUUAUCCUCAAUUGUCUUCUGUUGACAUAUCGAUUCCUUCCAUAUCGAUCGCGAAUCCCGUCCGCUCAGGUUGUGGUGCUUUGGAAGGAUAGAGGAAACAUAUGGAAGAGCUUUAAGAGCGAGAUAAAGUCUGCAUUGAACCCACCUCUCAGCAGCCCAUAUUCCCCCGAGGAAGCCGGGACCGCGAACACCAAAAAGAAAUCAUUCUUGACUGAACUACGCCCUAUUUUUACCCGUCGGUUUCUCAAAGCGUUCUUACAUAUCCUUGUGGAUGCUGCCAUUCUUUUCGGUAUCAUAUUCAGUAUGAUAGUGAGCCCAUUUACUAUCGUGGCAUUUGUUGCUUGGAUCGAAUUCCAGAUUUACAAUGACGGGCCUUCGCAGGAGAGCCCACGGCAGGUCGGGCAAUGGGCCUACCUUGUCUCUAUUGCUUUGCUAGUGAUAUCGGCCGGUAUUCUCACACUAAAGUACAAAAUUGCAUCUUCGACCGAACUGCAAAAUGAAAUCGAAGAAACGCAGAAACACUUGGAAUACCUGGAGAAAAGGAAGGAGGCUUGUUCCGAGCUUCAGGGAUUUUACCUUAGAAAUCUCAGAGAUCAGUUCAAGGGAAGUUAG
Messenger RNA from Penicillium salamii, 1458 nucleotides. Lineage: Eukaryota; Fungi; Ascomycota; Eurotiomycetes; Eurotiales; Aspergillaceae. The record is from the annotation of a GenBank genome assembly.